This is a messenger RNA of Opisthorchis viverrini, 1280 nucleotides long. RefSeq lists its product as hypothetical. The transcript is spliced from 10 exons. The coding region runs from base 63 to 1226 and encodes 387 amino acids. The record is from RefSeq and is a predicted model, not a curated record. Lineage: Eukaryota; Metazoa; Platyhelminthes; Trematoda; Opisthorchiida; Opisthorchiidae. Gene Ontology annotation, molecular function: cysteine-type endopeptidase activity. Gene Ontology annotation, biological process: vacuolar protein processing.
AGAUCAUUGUACGACACUUAAAUUAUUUCUUCGUAAAAAAUCAUUACCCAGCACUCAAUCGAAUGCGUGACAGAAUUGCACUCAUCGUCGUGAUAAACUAUUCCAAAACAAGCCCGCGAACUCGAUUCAAACGGAAUUUAUGUGCGUUUCAUUUCUUUCCAUUCGACAUAGAUGUUAAUGUCGCCCAGAAGACUCACUGCCACAUAUCAUUCUUCUAUUCCAGAAAUCCGUUUAAAGGCAAAGUGUUCCAUGAAUACCAGCACGAAGAUGUGUACAAUGGUGUGGUAAUUGACUACCGUGGAAAAGAUGUCACACGGGAUAACUUCUUGAAAGUACUAAAAGGCGAUGAGGAACUUGAAGCCAAAAAGAAGAAGGUGCUGAAAAGCGGUCCUAACGACAACGUGUUCAUCUUCUACUCUGGCCAUGGUGGGACUUCCCAUAUUGCCUUCCUAGAAGAAUAUGUGUAUGCCUUGGAGUUGAACGAUACCCUCGCCUACAUGCAUUCAAAAAAAAUGUUCAACAAAUUGGUGCUGUACAUGGAUGCUUGCUACUCUGGCUCUAUGUUUAAAGAUGUUCUUCCUCCAAAUAUGGGGAUCUACGUGAAAACAUCAGCCAACGGAGGCGAAAAAUCCUGGGCUAUUUUUUGUUUUGACAAGGAAAUCGAAGUUUGUCUCGCGGAUGAAUACUCUUAUGACUGGAUUUUAGAUUCCGAAUACAACGACCUAAAACGGCGUACACUGAAGGAACAAUACGAGGAGGUGAAAAGGAUUACAGUGUUUAGUCACGUAAUGAAAUACGGUGAAAUGGCGAUGGAAAGUCUUCCAGUUGGAAAGUUCCAAGGUCAUUAUAAUCUACUGAUGCACCGGAAAGAUGGUGCGAUACCACCGAAUGCUGUAGAUAGAAAUCACUCCUGCCAGGCGCACUUGUUUUCAAAGUGUCGACGCUUGAUGCUGGCCGCAACCCAGGAAGAACAUGAAACCGCUUGGCGAAAGCUGCACCGUGCACUUCAGCUUGGCCACAUCGCCAGGGAAACUUUCCGUGACAUCGUCGUGGAUGUGACAACCCACCACAAGCCAACGCUAAAGGGCUUUUCCAAGAGGGAUGAGCUCAUAUGUUUCAAGUCAGUACCCGAGGUAGCCCAGCAUACAACUCAUUUGAUGGAGCUGUGCAAAGCCGGAUACGAAGCUGAAACCCUGAUAGACUCUGUCCACAACGUCUGUUCCUAAGAGACACGUCGCAUGUUGCCUGAUUUUGCCAAAAUACAAUGAAACAAAACUAGC